Molecule: messenger RNA, 1699 nt
Organism: Hylaeus anthracinus
Lineage: Eukaryota; Metazoa; Arthropoda; Insecta; Hymenoptera; Colletidae
Product: limbic system-associated membrane protein
Exons: 10
Coding region: 156-1559 (467 amino acids)
Biological process (GO): homophilic cell-cell adhesion; synapse organization
Cellular component (GO): plasma membrane; neuronal cell body; axon
Molecular function (GO): axon guidance receptor activity; protein binding
Source: RefSeq, a predicted model, not a curated record
ACGAUCUUAAUCCAAGAUCAGUGUCCCGUGAAAAGUCCAAGAGUUGGCGCGUGCAACAGUGCGGCUGUGAAUACAUAGUAUUUUUUUUUCUUCGUAAUUCUUUUUGCUCGUCGUUUAUUUCAAGAUUUAAAAGUGUUUAUUCAUGUUAUCGUAACAUGGUGCUCUUGUUUUGGAUAUUUUGCAUUUUCAUCACAGGUAAUCGUGGUGCGGUGAACAAUGGCUUCAAAAGUUAUCCAACGACUGUGAAAACAUUCGAGAAUGAUACGGUUUUACUUCCAUGUUACGUCGAAGAUGUUGUAUAUCCAGAUAAAGUGCAAACUAUGGUGAGGUGGUGGAGGGACGGGAUCCUUUUGGCAGACAGCGGCGAGCCGCGACAUGUACCACCGGAAAGAGUUCGAAUGUACUCGAACCGUAGCUUGGAGGUUUCCCAUGUGAAACGAAACGAUACCGGGGAAUACGUGUGUCAAGCGUCUCGACCAGCUCCCUGGGGAUACGCUACGCAAGUACACGAGAUCGAAGUGAUGUAUCCGGCCAGCGUUCAACCAGUGCCAGAAUCCGGAAAGUUGGAAGUAAAUUUAGGAGAGGAAGUGGACAUGGCGUGUGUGGCGAAAGGUGUUCCGGUCCCUAUCGUAUCCUGGAGAAACAAGGACGGGGAAAUACCAUUCUUAUACGACAGAUCGCGUUUGCAAUUUCACGCUGAAAGUCCCAGCGUCGCUGGUCGUUACACUUGCAUCGCUAACAACGACGUCGGUGAACCAGCUACGGCGACCAUAGACUUGUACAUUAGAUAUAAGCCGACAAUCGAGAUGACGAAAAACUGGAUGCACGCACCGCCUGGGAUUCGAGUGCAGUUGCAUUGCGGAGUGACCGCUUGGCCAGAGGCAACGGUGGAGUGGUACUUCAAUAACAGAAGCGUCAAGUAUUCGUCCGGAGUAGUGAAGCACAAUGCCGGGAGCGAUCACAGUUUAGUGAUAAGAAACGUCAGGACGACAGAUUACGGUUUCUAUCUGUGCAGGGCUUCUAAUUCGUUGGGAAUCACCGAGGCGGCAGUUGAAUUAUCGGGUGUUGCGAAUCCCGCCGUCUUCAAAAAGACCUCGCACAGUCUCUCGAAAACCUCGUAUAAUUUCGUUUGGGAGGUCGACAGUUACAGUCCGAUCGUCCAAUACGAGUUCAAAUUUCGUAAAUACAGGAACGGUGUCCCUGGAGAAUGGCACACGUUGUAUAUACCGAGCGGCAACGAUGCCAAUAGCUUUAUUCAUACGUACUCCUUUAAUUUGACGGGGUUGGAAGAAGCGACUCACUACGAAGCUCUCGUUUUGUCGAAAAACCGUUACGGCUGGAGCAAAUCCUCCGAGAUAAUACGAUUCGCGACGGAAGGCGCUCCCGACAGGGAAAACUACAUCACGAACGCGAUACAAGAAGACAAAAUCGUGCCAGUGGUCCUCUCAUCGUUGGCAAAAGACUAUUCCUUUGGUCCUGGAAUAAGCGGAUCGACUAUCAAUCGAGCAAGGAUAAUGAUAAUGAUACCUGUAUUAUAUACUUUUAGCGUGUACCUUUGAAGUUUGAAGGCACUUGUAUUGUAUAAAAUACUGUCGUCGCCUCGUGCAUCAAAUUAAGCUAUUUCAUGGAAUAAUUGUUAGAUGAUAGAUGAUAGAUGAUAGAAAACAAGAAUAAGAGAAGAACAUUGGAAGAAAUAUAA